Magnolia sinica is the source of this 1062-nucleotide messenger RNA. RefSeq lists its product as uncharacterized. Gene Ontology annotation, molecular function: RNA binding; RNA-DNA hybrid ribonuclease activity. The record is from RefSeq and is a predicted model, not a curated record. NCBI's taxonomy places the organism in Eukaryota, Viridiplantae, Streptophyta, Magnoliopsida, Magnoliales, Magnoliaceae. The transcript is spliced from 4 exons. The coding region runs from base 1 to 1062 and encodes 353 amino acids.
AUGGCUCAGCCAGAGGAAAUCCGGGGAAUUCAGGUGGUGGCGGCAUUUGUAGAGGCGAAAGGGGUGAUUUCGUUUUUGCUUUUUCAACUGGCUAUGGGCAGGCAUGGGACUCUAUCAAACCGAGGGCGGGCCAGAAAUCUUGGGCCAGGGAUCCGUAUCCCCCCGCUCAAGCUGUCCUUCCCAACUAUGGUGAAGUGGUCCAAGCCCCAUCAGGGCUGGAUCAAAGCGAGCAUCGAUAGCUCUACGAGAGGGAACCCGGGCCCGUCUGGAGGGGGAGGAGUGGGAAGAGAUUGUAAUGGGAAUUUCUUGUUUGCUUUUGCCUUUGAGUAUGGUUGUGGUUCAAACAUGAGAGCAGAAAUGAGGGCGAUUGUGGAUAGUAUCUCUCAGUGUGCCCAAUUUGAAUUCUCGAGAGUGGAGGUAUCCAACGAUUCAAGUUCAAUUGUAAUAGCCCUUGGAAAAGAGACCCACGAUUCCCGGUCCUUGUGGUACUGGAGGAAAAGGAUAGAAGCCCUUAGACGAUCCAUGGAGACUAGCAGGAGGUUCGACACAGGAUUACGCAACAACCUCCAGACCCUCUUUGCUGGGAAUAUCACAUUCGACACUACUGCCGCAGAUCUCUACCGAAUCUUUGAAAGAUAUGGGAAAAUUGUUGAUGCAUUUAUCCCCUCAAACCUAGGCCUCAAACAUUCCAGAGGAUAUGGAUUCAUUAGGUUCAUGUAUGAAGCUGAUGCCAAAGCAGCCUUAGACAUUCUAGACAGUAAAAGGGUGGACGGUAAAAUCAUCAUAGUUCAAAAAGCCAAAUCACACUCCAACCCCCAACCAGCUAUCCAACUUCCUACUGUUGGGCCCAAAGCAGCACAUCCUGCAUCUCAGCCAUCAUCCCUUAAGGGCAAUAGACUGUUCAUAGCAGUGGUAAAAGAAACAAAGCAACCUGGCCCAAAACCCGUUCGACGAAAUGCCACAGCCACUCCAAUGCUUCCAUUACCACCUCCCCCAAUUGAUCCACAAGUAGAAGACAGUCGUGAUGCCUUAACCUCACCAGCAUAUCGGGUGACUAUGUAG